Messenger RNA from Parus major (Great Tit), 1431 nucleotides. RefSeq names its product ankyrin repeat domain 33 (gene ANKRD33). Bases 10 to 1044 code for a protein of 344 amino acids. The transcript is spliced from 3 exons. The record is from RefSeq and is a predicted model, not a curated record. Gene Ontology annotation, molecular function: protein binding. Lineage: Eukaryota; Metazoa; Chordata; Aves; Passeriformes; Paridae.
AACGGGCUGAUGGUCGCCUGCUCCAAGGGCUUUGUGGACAUCGUGCCGCUGCUGCAGAGGUGUCCCUACAUCAACGUCAACCAGCAGGACAACGACGGGAACACGGCCCUGAUGAUGGCUGCCCAGGCAGGACACAUCACCAUUGUCAACUACCUCCUCAACUACUACCCGGGUCUCGAGGUGGACCAGCGAGACCCCCGGGGCCUGACGGCGCUGAUGAAGGCGGCGGUGCAGGGGCGGCAGGACUGCGUCACCGCCCUGCUCCUGGCGGGAGCUGACCUGCAGGCCGUGGAUGCCGUGAAGGGGAAGACAGCCAGGGAAUGGGCGAAUUUCACCGGCCGCUUCGAGACCACCGUGCGCAUCCGGAGCCUCCUGCGGCGCCCGCGCGCGGAGCAGUUUGGAGUCCAGUACCAGCCCGAGUGGCCGGCGCUGGCCGAGCUGGUGGCCAAGGCCCUGAGCCCCAAAUCCAGGAGCAAGAGGCUGUCGGAGAAGAUCCGAUCCAUUUUCACCUUCAACAUCCCCCGCAAUCCCGAGGAGGACGGUGUGAUGGACCACAUGGUGAGGAUGACCACGUCCCUCGCCAGCCCUUUCGUGGCUACCGCUUGCCAAACCAUCUGCCCCGACAGCCCGCCCGAGGUGGGCAAGCGCAGGCUGUCGGUGCCGGAGAUCCUCGGGCAGCACGUGCCGGAUCCGGACGGCGAGUCCCAAACGUCCUCGCGCCCCGGCACCGGGGGAUCGUCCUGCAACGGCCAAGCCACGUCCGAGGUGCGGCUGCUGCCGCCGCCGCGGCCGCCCGGCCGCCUCCUGAGCUUCCUGCCGCUGUGGCUGCGGCGUGGGAACAGCAUCUUCCCCGGGGAGCCAGUCCCAAAAAUCAAAGUGAGCAAAGCCUCGGGCUCGUCCGCCGGGGAGCGGAAGCCACGCGUGAAGGACAAGCACCUGCUGCAGCCGCCUCAGUGGAGGUACAAGACGCUGAAGGAGGAGAAGAAAGCGGCCGAGGAGGCCAAGACGGGGGAGAAGAAGAAGAAAAAGAAAAAGAAACGUUAAGAAAAAGAAAAAGAAAUGUUAAGGAGGGAGGUGCCGGGGUGGGGAUGAGGUUUUUGCUGUCCCCUUGGAUCCGCUGGCUUUUCUGGCACGGGGCUGGUUUUGUUCCCGGAGGAUGGGAAUGUCCAAGGGAGGAGGAUGAUGUGGGCGGACACACCCAGCUGAAAUAUCCCCGAGGGUUCACAGGCCCCUGCCUGGCCUCUUGUCCUCUCCACCCCAAGGGUGGUACAUGUUGUGCUGGGCACUGAUGUCCUGAGACCCUGGCCCAAGCUCCAGGAAUGCCAUGGAGCAGGAUUGUGGCACAAGUCCUUCCUGUGUUUUUUCCUCUUUCAUUUUUUUUCCUUUUUUUUUUUGCCUCUUUGAUCUUCCCGAGCUCUCUCGACUCCACAG